Molecule: messenger RNA, 912 nt
Organism: Temnothorax curvispinosus
Lineage: Eukaryota; Metazoa; Arthropoda; Insecta; Hymenoptera; Formicidae
Gene: ND-ACP
Product: acyl carrier protein, mitochondrial
Exons: 4
Coding region: 194-739 (181 amino acids)
Biological process (GO): fatty acid biosynthetic process
Cellular component (GO): mitochondrion
Molecular function (GO): acyl carrier activity; acyl binding
Source: RefSeq, a predicted model, not a curated record
AAGCCGUCCCGAGAGUAGAUGUCAGCACGUGCUGUAAAUUGUCUCUUCAUAUUCUUCGUAACCCGCGGGUCGUCCGCAGCGAAGAGAACGACAGACAACCUCGAGUCAAGUCUCGCCAGCGGUAGUAGAAACCUCGGAUCAGAGUCCGACUCGUCGCCGACGUUGUUCCUCGUUCGCUCAUCGUGGGUGAAAAAUGGCGUCCCUGGCGGGUGUCCGGCUGUUGGCGAGGAACGCCGGCUGCCUCAGGAACUCGUUCAAUCGGCUACGUUGCGCGAGCGGCGCGCUCGUUCAGAUGCGAUGCGAGCAAAGGCUGUUGCAUCGCGGCGCGCGGACCGUGCUCGUUGUGCCGCAGGUAAAAUGCAAUCGUGGAUACUGUCAAGAAGUUAGAGAGAAACCGAAAUCGAUUAAGGAUAUCGAAGAGCGCGUAUUGAAAGGCUUAAGGGACACACGCAUCAAGCAGGUGCGCCAGUACAGUCAUAAGGAUCCGCUGACCCUUGACAUUAUCAAUCAGCGGGUGCUCUUGGUUCUGAAACUUUAUGACAAAAUUGAAAGCGCAAAGUUGAGCCUGGAGUCGCAUUUCAUGGACGACCUGGGUCUGGAUUCCCUGGACCAUGUGGAGAUCAUAAUGGCGAUGGAGGACGAGUUUGGCUUCGAGAUUCCAGACAUGGACGCGGAGAGGCUACUGAGACCCAAGGAUAUAGUGCGCUACGUCGCGGACAAGGAGGACGUGUACGAAUAACACGCCUUGCGUUAUUUAGGCCCCACGCGGUUUUAGUCAACAUCUACCCAGUUGUUUCGAACUGGAAAUAACGGAUCACAGCGUCUUACUUUGCCGCCGCCAUUGUUUUUUUUUUCUGUAUAUAGAUCACUCAUCAUUAUGUGAAUAAAAAAUAAGCGAAUUGUUACAUCGAA